Dracunculus medinensis (Guinea worm) is the source of this 1164-nucleotide messenger RNA. NCBI's taxonomy places the organism in Eukaryota, Metazoa, Nematoda, Chromadorea, Rhabditida, Dracunculidae. The record is from the annotation of a GenBank genome assembly.
AUGUACUCAUAUGCGACAACUAAUUAUUCAAAAAUAGCAGUGAAAUCGUACGAAAUUAAUGAUAAAGUAUUGUGCAGACACAUUGACAAUUUGUAUUAUGAGGCGAAAAUUAUUGCUGUCGAACAAUCAGAUAAUGAAGCAGUCUACACUGUCCAUUAUCAAGGUUGGAAUCAGCGUCAUGAUGAAAAAAUCCCACACAAUGCAACUUUAGAACGAUUUCUCGAAUAUACUCCUGCUAAUAUCGAAAAAGCGAAGACAGAGUUGAAAGAUGCACAGGCCCGUGUUUUACAGUCAAAAAGGAAAGGCAAGAAACAUCUAAGCGAUGAAAAAAAAGGUGGUACUGAUAGUCGCGGAAGCACUCCGUCCGAUAAACGUGGUGCAUCUUCGAGUCGAGCAGCUAGCGUUACAUCCGAGAAAUGUUAUCUUUUACGGAUUAUUUUACUGGGUAGCUCAGCCGUUAGUCAAGGCCGAAAACGAAAAUCAGCACAAACUGGCGAUACUGAACCUAUUGUUGAUUUUGUGCGCAAAAAUGAAAUUAAGAUCGAGAUGCCUCUAGUGCUGAAAGAAAUUUUGGUUGAUGAUCAGGAUAUGAUUGUACGGCAAAUGCAUAUUCCUCGAAUUCCUGCUCGAUUCACUGUUUCAGACAUUAUUCGGCAAUAUGCGGAGUAUAUGGGAAAUUCUCUCGAAGCAAAAGAAUCAUUAUUAUUCGAACUUGGAGGUGAUGAAACGCAAAUGAAGAGCACAAUUGUGACGAUGAUUGAAAGCAGUUAUGGAAUGCGAGAUUAUUUCAAUUCUACUCUUGGUUCGCAGUUAUUAUAUAAAUUUGAAAGGCCUCAGUAUACUGAUCUUCUGGCAGAAUUUGAAAGUAAAGAGGAUGUUACUAAACCAUCUUCUACAAAGAAAGCGAAAAGUUCUUCUCCUGAAACUGAGGAUAAAUUCAAACCUUCUGAACAGUAUGGCUUUAUUCACUUAUUACGAUUAUUCGUCCGAUUUGGGAGUAUGUUGAGUUUGGCAACAUGGACUGAUCGAGCGGUUCAAACAAUAGUCGGCCAUGUACAUAAUUUUUUAAAAUUUCUUGAAGUUAACCGGCAUAAAUUUUUUGAUCUUGAAACCGAUUAUAUUGUAUCGACGCCAGAAUAUCAAAAACGUGUUUGGAAUUCAUAG